Molecule: messenger RNA, 1839 nt
Organism: Trifolium pratense (red clover)
Lineage: Eukaryota; Viridiplantae; Streptophyta; Magnoliopsida; Fabales; Fabaceae
Product: chaperone protein dnaJ 10
Exons: 10
Coding region: 314-1522 (402 amino acids)
Source: RefSeq, a predicted model, not a curated record
GAAACCACAUGAGUGACCGGGAUUCAGAUUAGGCCAGAUACGGAAAAGAAAGAAAAAGAAAAAAAAAAAAGGAAACGACCCACCCCGUUGAGGAUAUCAAAGAAUUGCGCGGUUGCAGCAGUCAACGUGCAAAGUUGAUAGCAUCCAACCAAGCAGAAGUCUGAGAAGAAGAUAAUCUCGCAUUUGAUUUUUAGGCCUCACAUGUGAGGCGAGUCCAUCCAAUCCAUCCAUCCAUCAACUUGGAGAUUCGAGUUUACUGGAAACCUAGUAAUUAAUUAAUUAAUUCUAAAUCAUAAAGAUUUCAAUCGAUCCGAUGGUGAAGGAGACCGAAUACUAUGACGUGCUGGGUGUCAGUCCCACGGCAUCCGAAGCUGAGAUUAAGAAAGCUUAUUACAUCAAGGCAAGGCAAGUGCAUCCGGAUAAAAAUCCAAAUGACCCUCUUGCCGCACAAAAUUUUCAGGUUUUAGGUGAGGCUUACCAAGUUCUCAGUGACCCAACUCAAAGGCAAGCUUAUGAUGCACAUGGGAAAUCAGGAAUCUCAACUGAUGCCAUUAUUGAUCCUGCAGCAAUCUUUGCCAUGCUUUUUGGUAGUGAGCUUUUUGAGGAAUAUAUAGGCCAGUUAGCCAUGGCAUCAAUGGCUUCAAUGGACAUUUUUACUGAAGGGGAACAAUUUGAUACUAAAAAGUUGCAAGACAAAAUGCGGGUUGUUCAGAAGGAGAGAGAAGAAAGGCUUGUAGAGAUACUAAAAAAUAGACUCAACCAAUAUGUUCAGGGAAACAAAGAGGACUUUGUCAAUCAUGCAGAAGCUGAAGUAGCACGGCUGUCCAAUGCAGCUUAUGGGGUUGAUAUGUUGAAUACCAUUGGCUACAUAUACGCAAGGCAGGCAGCAAAAGAGCUAGGGAAGAAAGCAAUUUAUUUGGGUGUGCCUUUUAUUGCUGAGUGGUUUAGAAACAAAGGACACUUCAUCAAAUCCCAAGUUACAGCGGCAACAGGAGCAAUUGCAUUGAUCCAAUUACAGGAGGAUAUGAAGAAACAACUCAGUUCAGAAGGGAACUACACCGAAGAAGAGCUUGAAGAAUAUAUGCAAUCUCAUAAAAAAUUAAUGAUUGACUCUCUGUGGAAGCUUAAUGUGGCUGACAUUGAGGCCACUCUUUCCCGUGUCUGUCAAAUGGUUCUUCAAGACAGCAAUGCCAAGAAAGAAGAACUACGUGCACGAGCAAAAGGGUUGAAAACUCUUGGUAAAAUCUUCCAGAGGGUUAAGACAGCCAAUGGGAAUGAGAGCGAAAAUAUACCAAACAAACCAGUACAUAAAUUGAAUGGAAGUGAAACUAGCAAUGAUGUUUGUUCUCCUAGUACAUCACCCAAAUCUUCAAGUCCUGGUUUUUCGACUAAUGCUGUAUCCGCAUCACAGAGUCCCUACGUAGAGGCCCCGCACUUUGCAGGCAUGCAAUUUGACUACAACUUCCCUAGGCCAACCGCCCCCCCAGGUGCCCACAGACCUGCUCCAGCCAGCAAGGAUUGAUGAUGGUGUUUGAUGCCCAUGUUCUUGUUUUGUAUGUAUUGCUCUUGUGGUGUUUUGUUGAACAGUAUGUUUUUACAAAUGUGUGCUGAAGAUCGCAUUUGGUCCGCCACAUUGUGCAGUGUGAUUAUUAUGCUUGUUUAAUAUUUCUAUACAUAGAUGAGGGAUGAUAGUUUGGAGUAAUGUUUUCGUUGCUAGCAGGCGUUGAUUGGCAGCCUUGUCACUCAAAUUAUGUAUGUUAUAUAUAUUAGGGGUGUUUGCAUGUAGUUCAUUUAUUCCUGUGUUUUUGUUUUUUCAAGUACAAGUAUAGUGGUAUUUCA